Molecule: messenger RNA, 359 nt
Organism: Scatophagus argus
Lineage: Eukaryota; Metazoa; Chordata; Actinopteri; Scatophagidae
Product: MIEF1 upstream open reading frame protein-like
Exons: 2
Coding region: 147-359 (70 amino acids)
Source: RefSeq, a predicted model, not a curated record
CUGAAACGUAGGUUGGCUCGUGUUUCUUUUCUGUGUGGACUUGUGUCUUUGCUUCAUUUCUGUAUUCCGCACAUUUUUACGAAGUGUCUUGUCAAUAAGGCUGGCUAAAGGACCAGGGUGCCCCCCCUCUCUAUGUGUGGUCCCUAAUGGGCGGCUGGUCUCGCAGUGCUGUGCUGGAGCUGUACCGGGCGCUGCUCCGUGCAGGGCGUCACCUUCAGUACACUGACCGUAAUUACUAUCGUCGUGCCGUGGCUCGCGAGUUUCGCCGUUGCCAAGCCCUGACAAUACAGGAAGAUAAGGAGGAAGCACUGAAGAGGGGCCAGUUCUUCCUCAGUAGCCGAUUGGGUGGUCUUAUGUAG